CACACGUUAAUAGAAGAGAAAUGAUUAUAUGAGCCAUAAACGUUACAUGUAUGUAAAAUGACCUGAUGUGACACCAGUUCAGUCUAAGGUCGGUGACGGUGACAUGAAGCUCCGUCUCUUCCUGUUUCAGGGCGAUCAGCUGACUGCACAGGACACUUCAGCGCCUGCGCUUCGUUUCCCCAGAAAUCUCUACAAGAACAUCAGAAAGUCUGAGGUGGAGUCAAAGCUGGUUUUCAUCAGAGACAGUCUCAAGCUCAUUUCCUGUCUGUAUCGCCAUGACAACCUGUCCUCCGCUCCCUGGGACGCCGACAGGACCGAGCGCUUCCUGACGGUCAUCCACAGACAGAUAACGGAAGUGAACGCGUGCGUGUCGCCGAGCAGAGCAGCGGACAGCAGUCUGAAGCGCUACUACGGGAGACUGGCCAAUAGUACUGUGUCCUGCGCUGGUUGCAGUACUGCGUCGUGGGAUCUGCUCAGGAUGGAGACCAAACUGCGCCUGGAUCAGCUGGAGCUGCUCGUGGCCUCCAUCAUCAGAGGUUCAGCUGCUCCCAGCAGGAGGCGCUCUGCAGCACAACAGCAGCACAACAGCAACUAUGACACAGCGUCUGAGGACUCUGGAGACUGUUUCUGA
Molecule: messenger RNA, 631 nt
Organism: Archocentrus centrarchus (flier cichlid)
Lineage: Eukaryota; Metazoa; Chordata; Actinopteri; Cichliformes; Cichlidae
Product: interferon a3-like
Exons: 4
Coding region: 104-631 (175 amino acids)
Biological process (GO): defense response
Cellular component (GO): extracellular region
Molecular function (GO): cytokine receptor binding
Source: RefSeq, a predicted model, not a curated record